Molecule: messenger RNA, 1356 nt
Organism: Theobroma umbraticum
Lineage: Eukaryota; Viridiplantae; Streptophyta; Magnoliopsida; Malvales; Malvaceae
Source: RefSeq, a predicted model, not a curated record
AUGAGUUGUUGCUCAAUGUGGCUAUAUCGAAUGCUCAGCUUCCUUUUUGCCUUCUUACUAUUUCAAGUUAAUUCUUCAUCGAUAUCCCUUCUAUCAUCUCCUCCUCCACAAUCAUGCCCUUCUGAACAUAGUUCUGCUUUGAUCCAGUUCAAGAACAGCCUGUCACUUAUCAGUGACUCUGCAAUAUGUAGAGAUUCUUAUCCUAAGACAGAAUCCUGGAACCAAAGUACAGACUGUUGCUCCUGGGAUGGUGUCACAUGCCACAGCAUGACGGGUCGGGUGAUUGGCCUUGAUCUCAGUUGUAGUCUACUUGAAGGCAAUCUUCCAUCCAACAGCAGCCUCUUCCUCCUUCAGGAUCUCCAGUGGCUUAACCUUGCCCACCUCAAUUUCAUUGGUUCUCAAAUUCCUUCUGAGUUUAGUAAGUUGAGGAGUCUAACCCAUCUCAAUCUUUCUUAUACAGGGUUCCACGGUAUGGUUACAGAGAAAAUCUCUCUUUUGUCAGAACUGCAUGGUCCAGUACCAAAUUUGAGGGGCACAUCUUUCUUUACUAGUUUGCGAGUCAUUGAUAUCUCUCAGAAUGAGUUCAAUGGCCACUUGCCAGCUAAAUUCUUUCAAAAUUUGAAGGGUAUGAAGGAUAUCCAAGAACAGCCAGCCGGUCCAUACUAUAUUGGAGAGUUAUAUUACCAUGAUUCCAUGAUUUUAACAAUCAAAGGAUUGGAGAGAAAUUUUGAGAAAAUAUUAGAUAUUUUCACAACUAUUGAUUUUUCAAGCAAUCAAUUCGAAGGACAGGUUCCUGAAGUAGUGGGAGAACUUAAAGAUCUUUUGGUGUUCAACUUCUCUCAUAACAGCCUAACAGGUCAAAUCCCAUCAUCAUUGGGGAAUUUGUUAGCACUGGAAUCAUUAGAUCUCUCAUCAAAUAAGAUUGCAGGAAGGAUCCCUAUGCAAUUAACGAAUCUGAUAUUUCUUGCAUUGUUAAAUCUUUCUCAAAACAAUCUCGUGGGUCCGAUUCCUAGAGGAUAUCAGUUUGAUACUUUCACAAAUGAUUCCUACAUAGGUAACUUACAGUUAUGUGGAUUUCCAUUGUCAAAGGAAUGUGGCAAAAGUGAGGGAACAGAACCUCCUCCAUCAAUAUUUGAUGAAGAUGAUGAUAAUGGAAGAGCACUUACUUGGAAAUUUGCAAUGAUGGGUUAUGGAUGUGGACUUGUGUUGGGAUUGAGCAUGGGAUACAUUGUAUUCACAACAGGAAAACCAGCUUGGCUAGUGAAGAUAAUCCAGAGAGCCCCAAACCAAAAAGUCAGAAGGCAAAUCCACAAAACUAGAGGAAGAAGAAAUAAGCCAAAACAGCCACUACUCUAA